This is a messenger RNA of Hyaloscypha bicolor E, 1429 nucleotides long. RefSeq lists its product as uncharacterized. NCBI's taxonomy places the organism in Eukaryota, Fungi, Ascomycota, Leotiomycetes, Helotiales, Hyaloscyphaceae. The transcript is spliced from 2 exons. Bases 210 to 1079 code for a protein of 289 amino acids. The record is from RefSeq and is a predicted model, not a curated record.
CUUUCUUUGUCCUCUCAAUCCCUUCACCGAUAAUCUCAUGAGCUCUUCCACAGCCCUAUCCACCAUCCUCCGGCUUUCGUCCACCAGAUUUCUAGCGGGACUAGUAGAACGCUGUUCCCUCGUCUUAUACGCUCCUUGGUUGUCCCCCAAAACUCAAGCCUUGUUCUCAAUCUACGAGAUCACGCAGGCUUCACAAGAGAUCGAGCAAAAUGGCAUCAAUCCGGUCCCUGCUCAGCGACCGCCCCUGUGCCGACGUUGAAGCUUUCAUAAUCAGCCAGCUUUGGGGAACGGAUAUCCAAACGCUCCCGGGAUCGUACCAGUCAUAUUUUCGCUACUACGGAACAGAAUGCCGACGCCUCCAAUUUGGGAUCUCAAAGGAGGCAUGGCAGUCAACAUCGAUGGCGGCAAACACCCACGAGCACGUGAUUCUUAUAGUGAACACUCUAGCAUUAGACAAGAGCCGCGAUCGGCCUGCCGUUCGGGCGUUGCUUCGUCAGCACUUCCCGAGUUCUCAUGAUUUGGCUCUUGAUCGAUCAAUCGACUUCGCCUUGCGAGCAUGGCUUACAUUGAACGUCAGAGAAGAGAGUUUUGCUUUGCAUACUCCACGGACACCAACGAUCCAAUGGGAUGACUCGUCCAGCCUCGCUGGCUUCGUACUUCGCAACUUUCCACGAGCAACAACAACGAGCUCUUACCCCCUCGAUCAUACAUUCACGGCAGCGAACAUCAAUCGCUUAAGUGGCAUCGACAUUGAAUGGACUCCCUGUCUUGCGGAUCACUUGAGGUUCGAUAAGAGACGGAGGCUUUUGAGGGUGUAUCCAUUCAAGCAAACUUUACUCGACCAUUUGCAAAUAUGGGAGUCCUCGAAAACUACCCCCGAGAAAGUUUCCCGGGCUUUGAUACCACUCACCGUUCUCAAAGAGGCACUGCUGUCACUCGACUUACUUUUCCCUUACCGGGAUCCACUCACAGAUAGCUUCAUGCGGCAGCAUGACCAGACCUUCCACCUCAAGGGCCCUUUGAUGAUUCCGGCCCUCUCAGCCUCAUGGAUUUUGAUCACUGGAGAAAUAGGCUUCUAGAGCUCCAUCACAUGUUUCACUCUCCUCCCGUUGGGUGGAGCCAGAUUUGGGCCGAUAGACGAAAUCCGCUGCAGUGGUACACAUUCUGGCUGGCAAUUGUUAUCUUGGUACUCACUCUAGCCUUUGGUAUCAUAUCCUCGGUAACCGCCAUUAUUCAGACAUGCCUGGCGUACGAAAGUAUUAAGAUAGCAAGGUCUCAGCAGACUCCAAGUUGAGAAGAUGCUUCCACGACCUGAGGAAAAGCGGGUGUGGUUACUGGAGCAUAGGCUCGAACAUUCUCGUGGCAGAACAAAUAUUUGUGAUGAAAUAGAAUGCCACGUGCAAAUACUAGAAUACUUCAAGCGAUGCAA